UAAAAUGGGGAGAAGGCCAUCAACGUACAAAAGAUCGCGGAGAUACGAAGUUGGUAUUUUAUAGGGAAAUGGUUAUGAACGGAGGAAGCUGAAUAUAUAACACUCUCCCUCUCUCUGUCUCUCGUUUUCUACAGUAACAAAACAGUAAUUUGCUGUCUCUUCUUCUCACGUAUUAAGUUAUUAUCAGCUGCAUUUCCACCAUUAGCAACAAUACUUAAAGAGUUUCUGGCUAUGAAGAUUAUCAUUAGAUCACCAGUUGAGCUUUUGUGAGGGAUUUGAUAUAAGAGAAUUGCUGCUGUUAUUAGCUUUGUUAUACAUCAAAUAUAAAUGACAAAAGAGUUCAUCGGAUUCUCUGAUUUUCCGGUAAGUCUAUCGAUUUCCCGGCUUUCUUUGGUUGUUGGUAUUGUCGACACCCGAUCUUCACCGUCACCAGAAUUCGUUGGAAUCAUCAUUGAUACACGUUCUUCGCCAUCACCGGAGCUCAUUGGCAUUGCCCUCCCUCAAUACUUUCUUUCAGACCGCAUUCCGUAAUCUGUUGAGAAGAAACUGUCAAUGGCUGCUAGGGAUAUGCAAACCUCAACCAAAGAGGUUGUGCUUAAGGUGGCAGAAGAAAGUAUUACUUCUCCAGAUGAUGAAUCUGUGAAUAUAAACAGCAACGAAAAUGGACAGAGAAAAAGAAACAGGUCCUUCAUUUGGAAGAAUUCAGGGGGUUGGAAAGCUGCAACCAUCUUGCUAGCUAAUCAAGGCUUGGCUACACUAGCAUUCUUUGGAGUUGGGGUGAACUUGGUUCUGUUCUUAACUAGAGUUCUUGGUCAAGAAAAUGCUGCGGCUGCUAAUAAUGUCAGCAAGUGGACUGGCACAGUUUACAUGUGCUCGCUUAUUGGAGCUUUCCUUAGUGAUUCUUAUUGGGGCCGAUACUUGACCUGUGCACUCUUUCAGUUGGUAUUCGCAUUGGGAUUGGGGCUCUUAUCGCUUUGUUCUUGGUUUUUCUUGAUAAAACCAAGUGGGUGUGGUGAUGGAAAACUAGAUUGCGAGCCAGCAUCAACCGUUGGUGUAGCCAUUUUUUAUUUAUCUAUAUAUUUAGUAGCGUUUGGUUAUGGUGGAUACCAACCCUCUAUAGCUACAUUUGGAGCAGACCAAUUUGAUGAGGAAAAACCUAAAGAAAAGAAAUCAAAAGCAGCUUUCUUCUGUUACUUCUACUUUGCACUCAACUUUGGAUCUUUAUUCUCAAACACCAUUUUGGUUUACUAUGAAAAUUCCGGUAAAUGGACAUUUGGGUUUUUUGCAUCAUUAGGCUCCGCAAUCAUAGGCUUAGUAUCAUUUUUUUUGGGGACUCCUGGGUACCGGUACAUAAAACCUUGUGGUAACCCUUUGCCAAGAGUUGCUCAGGUUUUUGUGGCUGCGGCUAGGAAAUGGGGUGUUGUCCCUUCUAAUGCUAAUCAGUUGUAUGAAGUAGAAGGACCAGAAUCCGCAAUCAAAGGGAGCAGAAAGAUUCUUCAUAGCAGUGAGUUCGAGUUCUUGGACAAGGCAGCAACAAUUACAGAAGACGAUAUGAUGCACCAAAAUGAUCCAUGGAGAAUUUGCACAGUAACUCAAGUUGAGGAAGCCAAAUGUGUUCUUAAACUAAUACCUAUUUGGCUAUGCACUAUAAUCUACUCGGUCGUCUUCACACAAAUGGCUUCUCUCUUUGUAGAACAAGGAGAUGUAAUGAACUCUAAGAUCGGAAAUUUUCAACUCCCAGCUGCUAGCAUGUCUGCAUUUGAUAUUUGCAGUGUUCUUAUCUGCACUGGAAUUUAUAGAAAAAUCCUAGUGCCAUUAGCCGGAAAAUUGAGUGGUAAUCCUAAAGGCUUAACUGAACUUCAAAGAAUGGGUAUAGGACUAAUUAUUGGAAUGCUUGCAAUGUUUGCAGCUGGUGUUACUGAAAUUGAGAGGCUAAAACACGUUAUUCCUGGCCAAAAAGUAAGUUCUUUAAGCAUAUUUUGGCAAAUUCCACAGUAUGUUCUGGUGGGUGCAUCAGAAGUUUUCAUGUAUGUAGGUCAACUUGAGUUCUUUAAUGGGCAAGCACCAGAUGGUAUAAAAAGCUUCGGUAGCUCACUUUGCAUGGCUUCUAUAUCUCUUGGAAACUAUGUUAGUAGUUUGCUUGUUAAUGUCGUAAUGGGGAUUACAGCUAGAGGUGAGAAGCCUGGUUGGAUACCAGAUGACUUGAACACAGGCCAUUUGGACAGAUUCUACUUCUUAAUUGCUGUGCUUACUGCUUUAGAUUUCGUUCUCUACUUGUUCAGUGCUAACUGGUACAAGACCAUCAGCCUACAAGAAAGUGACAAGCAAGAGGAUGAAAAUGAGCUGUGAAUUGUUUGAUGCAAAAAUGGGGGAGAAAGUAUAGUUGAAGACAAACUACUCCUGUGCAAUUUUAGCAUUUGGUUUAGUUUUUAACUUCUAGCCCUUUCUUUUCCUUUUUUUUUUUUUUUUUCAAUUCUUCCUUGGUCUGUACUUUUCAUUUUUGAAUAAUUUGUUUAGGAUAAUGUAUCUAUAUAUCUAUUUCUGCAAGAAGGAAGCAUGACCUUUCAACUGUUGGUUAGGGAUGAUUGCUUUCACUAGAUAUGAUUAUGUGGUUAAGGUUUGGUCAAUUAUAUUUGCUUUUAAAGCUUGAUAUAAAGCUCUAAUGUUUGUAAGGUUUGAUCA
This is a messenger RNA of Jatropha curcas, 2682 nucleotides long. RefSeq names its product Major facilitator superfamily protein. Gene Ontology annotation, cellular component: membrane. NCBI's taxonomy places the organism in Eukaryota, Viridiplantae, Streptophyta, Magnoliopsida, Malpighiales, Euphorbiaceae. Gene Ontology annotation, molecular function: transmembrane transporter activity. Gene Ontology annotation, biological process: transmembrane transport. The record is from RefSeq and is a predicted model, not a curated record.